CUAUAAACAGACAGGUGCCGCUGAAAAGACCGCGUGCAAAUCAGUACUUUCAGCCAUGGGAAGAAAAAGAAAGACAGUAUGAGAGUACUCACCUGGAAUAUUUUAUAGUUCAAAAUGAUGUCCGCCAUAAGUACUAAACUGGCUAAGUUCAGACUUGGCUCUGUGUCAGCUUGGUGGGAACACUUGAUGCAUAAUUACCAAAGAGGGAAUCAGCACUUCAUGAAUGGUUCUCACAUAGAACUGUUGUUAGCAAGCAGAAAUAAGCAAACACAUGAAAAGAAGAUAUGCCUUGUUAAUAAGGAGGGUGACUCUUCAGAGGAGCCAAAAAAGAAAUCAAAAAAAGAGGAACCUGAGGCCUCUGCACCUUCAACAGACUGGACAGCUAGUUCUGAUGCUAAAUCUAAAGAUGGCCGCCCAUGGAACAUGAAGAUUGUGUCUUGGAAUAUCAAUGGCAUUCGUGCAUGGAUCAAGAAAAAUGGACACGAGUAUGUCAGGAAGGAAAAUCCAGAUAUAAUUUGUUUCCAAGAAAUCAAGUGUGCGGAGGACAAACUUCCUCCAGAGUGUAGCAUUCCAGAUUACUACCCCUACUGGCUGACAGCAGACAAAGAGGGCUAUGCAGGCACUGGGAUUCUGUCUAAAACCAAACCGCUCAGCAUUAAAUAUGGCUUAGGAAUUGAGGAACAUGAUAAUGAAGGCCGCGCCAUCACAGCAGAAUAUGAAAAGUUUUAUCUAGUCACUUCAUAUGUUCCUAACUCGGGGCGUGGCUUAGUACGUCUUAACUAUAGAACCAAGGAGUGGGAUGAAGCAUUCAGAGAAUAUCUGUUGGGACUUGAGGAGAAGAAGCCAGUAAUACUUUGUGGAGAUCUUAAUGUGGCUCACAAAGCAAUAGAUCUUGCUAAUCCAAAGAGUAACUACAACAAGACUCCAGGCUACACUCAGGCUGAGAUUGAUGGACUGAGUAAGCUACUGGAUAAGGGGUUUGUUGAUUCUUUCCGGCACUUAUAUCCAGAUGUAACUGGUGCUUAUAGCUUCUGGACAUACAUGGGCAAUGCUAGGUCAAAGAAUGUGGGCUGGCGACUGGACUACUUCCUGAUUUCCAAAAAGUUGCUCCCUAGUCUUUGUGACAGUUUGAUUCGUAAGGAGGUGAUGGGGAGUGACCACUGUCCCAUAGCUCUACUUCUGGCCGUCUGACCAAUGGAACAGGCUGCAUAACAAUCAUCUCUGGGAACCAUCCCUGACUGUGUUGCCCUGUGAUAGUUUUACUUGGAGAGACCUUAAGAGAAGAGGCUGCGUGAAAUGUCCUUGUUUCCAGAAACACCUCUCUCAGAAAAAUGGCAUGCAUGGAUUUUUAAAGGAAGUUUCUUGCUUUCAUAACAAAUAAUCUUCACAUUUAAGGAAUCAAGAAAGAAAUGUGUUUUUAUAACUCUACUUUCUGCAGAUAGUUGUCCAAGAAAGUAUUUGUUGAAACAAGAAAAGCAUCAUUACUUUCUUUUAACAAUUCUCAGCCUCGGUGUAGGCCUGCAAUAUUCAGAUUGUAUGAAAACUGACAAAUCAAAAGAUCGUGCAUGGGGAUGCAAAAAUGAAAAAUUAUUUUUGAGGAGCAAGUCAAAUGUAAAGCUGUACUGAGGUCUUGUACCUGUACCAUUUGAAUGUUUGUCUUGAUUUGACAAGAUUCAUAUUAUACAGCAAUUUUUAUGUACAGAUACAUACAGAUGAGUCUGUACAUCUAGCCAUCACCAUCAUUAAAGUACACUUUCAGAGUUAACAUGACGUGGAAAACCGUUUAAACUUUUGUCUAAUGGAACUGAUGAAUAUUCAUAAAAUAGAGGUCGAGUUUAAAAAAUCCACAUGAUUGGGCCACUUUUUCAAUAAUUAUUUUUUUCCAGCAUAUAUGCUCUACUGACAACAAAUGUCAAAUAAAACUGAUAGGCCUAUUGUCUCUAAACUCACAGAAGUAAUAAAUCUGACUGAAAAUCAGCUUGAUUGAA
This is a messenger RNA of Lingula anatina, 1988 nucleotides long. Its product is annotated as DNA repair nuclease APEX1. Gene Ontology annotation, biological process: base-excision repair. Gene Ontology annotation, cellular component: nucleus. Gene Ontology annotation, molecular function: endonuclease activity; phosphoric diester hydrolase activity; DNA binding. Lineage: Eukaryota; Metazoa; Brachiopoda; Lingulata; Lingulida; Lingulidae. The record is from RefSeq and is a predicted model, not a curated record.